Molecule: messenger RNA, 846 nt
Organism: Fragaria vesca subsp. vesca
Lineage: Eukaryota; Viridiplantae; Streptophyta; Magnoliopsida; Rosales; Rosaceae
Product: germacrene A oxidase-like
Exons: 2
Coding region: 1-846 (281 amino acids)
Molecular function (GO): heme binding; monooxygenase activity; iron ion binding
Source: RefSeq, a predicted model, not a curated record
AUGCACCUCAAACUGGGUCAAUUGCAGGCUAUUGUGAUAUCUUCCCCCAAAGCGGCAGAAGAGGUGUUGAAGACUCAUGAGCUCACUUUUGCUCAGAGGCCUCGGGUUUUGGCUGUAGAAGUCAUGUCUUUCGGUCAAGGCAGCAUAGUGUUUGCACCUUAUGGUGAUUACUGGAGAGAGAUACGCAAGAUUUGUGUCCUCAAAGUCCUCAACAAUAAGCGUGUGCAGUCUUCCGGAUUGAUAAGAGAAGAAGAGGUAUCGAAUCUCAUCGAGUCCAUUUCUUCAUCAUCAAAGGGAUUUACUCCUAUCAAUUUCAGUGAGAAGAUUUUCAGCUUGACAAAUGGGAUAGUAUCAAGGGCAGCGUUUGGAAAAAAGGGCAAAGAUCAGAAGGAGUUUACUUCAUUGCUUCAAGAAGCAGUAAAACUUGCUGGAGGGUUUGGCAUACCUGACUUGUUUCCUUCAAUCAGAUCUCUUGGUUUCAUCACUGGAACUAUACCUGCAAUGAAGAAGAUGAAAAACAAGCUUGGAAAGAUUCUUGACAGCAUCAUCAACGAUCAUAAGAUCAAAACUCAAGGCAAUGAGGAAGAUUUUGUUGAUGUACUUCUCAAACUUCAGGAGUCCAUGGAGCUUGAUUUAACAACCGAUCAGAUCAAAGAUGUAAUGAUGGAGUUGCUGAGAAACCCUAGAGCCAUGAACAAGGCCCAAGCUGAGCUACGGAAACUCCUCAAUGGAAAGCCGAAAGUUGAAGAAGCAGACGUUCAAAACCUGGAUUACUUGAAAGCAGUUGUGAAAGAAACUCUGAGGUUGCACCCUCCAGCUCCAUUGCACGCUAGAGAGUCAAAGUGA